AAGACGAUGGCGGCCGCAGCCGCCACCCCGGGAGCCGCCGAGGAGGCGAGGAGCCUGUGGGGGGGGUCAGAGUUCCAUCAACUCUGCCCAGUCAAUCCAGCCCAGCAUUGCCCCUCUUCUUCAGUCCUAUGAUUUCUUCCAGACUCAUCUUCCGUACGGUAGAAACUACUGAACAUGUGGUCUGAUCGGGGGCACUGCCCGAGAAGUGGGUCCUGCUGGCACUGACCUGAGAGAAUGCCUCCCCGGCUGGGUGGCUCCCUUCCGUGAUGGGCUGUGGGACAAGCAAAGUCCUCCCUGAGCCUCCCAAGGACAUUCAGCUGGACCUGGUCAAAAAGGUCGAGCCUUACACUGGCCACAAGAAUGAUGUGUACAAACAUUUCAUCAAGGACGAUGGAGGGUACACCAUCAAAGCCGGCUCCCCUUCGCCCCCUCAUAAUACCAACCCCUCCCCUGGUGGACCCCUGGCUGGCCAGAUGGAGUCCCCUGUGCCCCGCAGGAACAAAGUGGCCAGAUACCGGGCCAAGUUUGACCCCCGAGUGACAGCCAAGUAUGACAUCAAGGCCCUGAUUGGCCGGGGCAGCUUCAGCAGAGUGGUCCGGGUGGAACAUAAAGCCACCAAACAGCCCUACGCAAUCAAAAUGAUCGAGACGAAAUACAGGGAAGGGAGGGAAGUGUGCGAGUCUGAGCUGUGUGUGCUGCGACGGGUCCGCCACACCAACAUCAUUCAGCUCAUUGAGGUGUUUGAGACUCAAGAGCGGGUUUACAUGGUGAUGGAGUUGGCCACCGGCGGAGAGCUGUUUGACCGAAUCAUUGCCAAAGGCUCCUUCACCGAAAGGGAUGCCACCCGGGUGCUGCAGAUGGUCCUAGAUGGGGUUAAGUACUUGCACACACUGGGCAUCACGCAUCGGGAUCUCAAGCCAGAAAACUUGCUGUACUACCACCCGGGCACUGACUCCAAAAUCAUGAUCACAGACUUUGGACUGGCAAGUGCCCGGAAGAAAGGGGAUGAUUGCCUGAUGAAGACCACGUGUGGCACACCAGAGUACAUUGCCCCCGAGAUCCUGGUCAGAAAGCCCUACACCAAUUCUGUGGACAUGUGGGCCCUGGGAGUGAUCUCGUACAUCUUGCUGAGUGGGACCAUGCCCUUUGAAGAUGAUAACCGGACCCGGUUGUACCGGCAGAUCCUAAAGGGAAAGUACAGUUACUCAGGGGAGCCUUGGCCCAGCGUGUCCAACCUGGCAAAGGAUUUCAUUGACCGCCUUCUGACUGUGGAUCCUGGGGACCGGAUGACAGCUCUACAAGCCUUAAAGCACCCGUGGGUGGUCAGCAUGGCUGCCUCCUCGUCCAUGAAGAACCUACACCGCUCUAUCUCUCAGAAUCUCCUCAAAAGGGCAUCUUCCCGCUGCCAAAGUACCAAGUCGGCCCAGUCCACCCGUUCCAGCCGCUCCACCAAAUCCAACAAGUCCCGGCGGGUGCGUGAACGGGAGCUGCGUGAACUCAAUCUGCGCUACCAGCAGCAGUACAACGGCUGAGGGCCUCAUGGGGGAGCCCGUCUGAAGUCUUCCCAGAUGCACCCCAUCUCCCUCCCCUCAUCCCUGGCCAAACUGGAUAAAGAGCUGGGAAUUGGGCCGGGGGGAGGAGGUGGGGGUGAAAGGAGGGAUAGUGAAACUUGCCCGCACGGCGUGCCCACCGAGACAUCCGGGCUCCUGUUACCUCCUGACCCCACAGCCGGGGGAAAUGAGGUUGGCCAGCAGCUCACGAAAUCUGUGCUUUUCUGGGGGAAGUGGGGGUAUGGGGUGGCCAUCAGGAGCCAGUGCAUAGGUGAAAGAGUAAAACCUUCCUGCCCUCCAUUACCCGGGCUCAGCCAGGCCAAAGUGGGCCAGUGUCACAAGUUCCAAAGUGCCUCUACUCACACAAAGAUCAGCUAAGCACCAAAUGAAAAGGACAGUCACCAUGUGGGUCCAGCUCCCCUGAGUUUAUUUAUUAGUGCCAGAAUCUAAGGCCUUAGACCGUGUGUG
This is a messenger RNA of Tachyglossus aculeatus (Australian echidna), 2018 nucleotides long. It is a transcript of the gene PSKH1, whose product is annotated as protein serine kinase H1. The transcript has 4 exons. NCBI's taxonomy places the organism in Eukaryota, Metazoa, Chordata, Mammalia, Monotremata, Tachyglossidae. Gene Ontology annotation, biological process: protein phosphorylation. Gene Ontology annotation, molecular function: protein kinase activity; ATP binding. The coding region runs from base 267 to 1532 and encodes 421 amino acids. The record is from RefSeq and is a predicted model, not a curated record.